Cylicocyclus nassatus is the source of this 804-nucleotide messenger RNA. The record is from the annotation of a GenBank genome assembly. Lineage: Eukaryota; Metazoa; Nematoda; Chromadorea; Rhabditida; Strongylidae.
AUGAUGAAGCAUGUUUUGAGGGCUCUUGGCAAUGUCGCAACACUCUCCUUGACCUUCCAAAAAUCGGACAGUCUUGCUGUGGAUGCUAUGGAAGCUACACGUGUUGCAUCUCGUUCUCUCAUAGACACAGUGAUUAAUAGUUUACACCACGAACUGAUGAGAUCCACAUCCGUUCUGAGGCUAUCCAAUGGCAGACGUGAGAAGCGAUUGGAUAAACAAUUUUUGUUGGAUUACUAUAAGAAAAGUGAACACCGAAUGGCAGCUCGUAUACUUACCAACGCUCUUCAAAGACCACAAGUCGAGAGACAAGGAACCUUCCUCAGGAGUGUGCAGCGAAAUGGUCUCAAUCUACUCACAGUUGCUCCUUCUAAGCUCGCAUACCAGUGGAUCCACCCAAAGCCUGGUCUCAAUGCACCGGCUGGUGUUCACUCAGCAAAGGGAUCCUCUACAAACAUGAUGUCGACUAUACAAGAGGCUCUUUCUAAAAAGAAGUUAAAUGCUAGCUCACUUACGAAUAUCAUGGGAACGGAGGCAGAAGUGGAGACUUUACUGAAUGUUUUUAGCGAGCAGGCAGUAAAAGGACCUCUACGCAGUGAAUCUGAUAUUGAAAGGGUUCGACAGGACAUUGUUGCUGAGGAGAGGGCUAAAGCUCAGAUAUUUAGCAUAGGGACCAGGUACACCGCAUGGCAGUCACACCUUCGUCAGUGCAUCACUAUGCAAAAGAUUGAACUACUAUUAUAUAUUGUUAUUCUCAAAUCACUUGCUGAAGACAUCCCACCACCCCCACGGAGGCAAUCGGAGUAG